AUGGACCAAGGUGAUGAAGUAAACAUUGAGAAAACGGUGGUAGCAAUAGUGAACUUGCUAUCAAGCUAUUCAUUGGAUGCAAAGCUGGUGCUGAGCCUCGCAGCUUUAGCAACGGAGUUCGGGGACUUCUGGCGACUCAGGAAGGACUUGACUCAUAAGUCAUCCUUACCGAAAGAAUUCUGCUUGUCAAUGGCAAUCUUGAAGUUCGAAUCUGGCUAUCUGGUCGAGCCGAAAAAGCAGCCAGUGGUUGAUGAGCUUAACAAUCUCAUCAUGCUCAUUUUGGAGGUCACCAAAUCCAUCUCUGAGUUGGAGAAGCUACGUAACAACUACACUAGUGCCAAUGUACCAGGACUUCUACCAACCAUCCAAAAGCAUGUUUACGGGACUAUUGCAAAGCAAAUAGAGGUGUACUGGAAACUCGUUAGCAUAUUGAGAAAUCCAUAUCAUGAAUCUUCUCACGAGGUAGUGGACAUUCUGAAGAUGCUGAUUUCUACGGAGAAUGAUCCACAUCUUCUUCAUAUCAAUGACGGUUCCACUACUGUCGAUGAUGAUUUUGUUAUCAAAUUGGUAAAUCAGGGAGUGAGUAUCGACGUCCUCUCGAAGAAAGAUGUGCUCUUGUUAAUUUCAAGCUUAGACAUUUCAAACGUGGACAUUAAGAAUCUUCAAAAGAUUUAUGAAGGAAUCAAAGGCUACAAGCACUAUAAGAUGGUAUGGAUCCCAGUUAUGGAGCAGUGGACACCUGAACGACUCGAUUUGUUUAUCCAGUUGCGCGAUCAAAUGCCAUGGUACACUGUACAAAUGUUUUCAUCACCCGUUGCAGGCAUCAAGUUCAUCAAGGAGGAGUGGCACUUCAACGGUCAACCUGUCGUCGUGUUGCUCAACCAACAAGGAGAGGUUGAAAACCCCAAUGCACUCCCCUUGAUCCGCCUUCGGGGAAUGGAUGCCUUUCCUUUCGCUAAGGUGGCCGAGGACGCCAUACGCAAUUUGGACAAUUGGCUUCAUCUAGUAGCAAAUCACAUCCAUCUGAGCAUGCAAUCUUGGAUUGAAGAGGAAAAGUACAUUUUCUUCUAUGGAGGUACCGACCAACACUGGAUCAAAAAGUUGCAAGGCUACAUAAAAAGCAUCGACCUUGGAAAAUUUUUGAAUGAUGGAGAAGAUGAAGGAAACAAUACCAUAGAGUCGGUUGAAGUCGGAGAGAGUGAGAUACGCUUUUGGACCAACAUAGAAAGCUUGCAGUUCAUAAAGGAAGAUGAUGAGACACACCGAGUACUCCAAAGGCUAAUUUCCAAUAAAAAAGAGAAUGGAUGGGCUAUACUUGUUAAAGGUUCGACUGUGAUAAUCUCUGAUCAGAGUUCGAAAAUCUCGAGGGCCUUGAAGAAGCUGGUCAUUAAACUUCAGAGCGAGGAGGAAAAUAAUUUUCAUGAGGAAAAUUUUGAAACUAUAUUCAAAGAGUACCACAAACAAGUGGCUGGCAUGUUUAGCCACUCUUGCCAGAUUAAUAUUCCAAGCUCAGCUGCAAAUAUUAUUCCAAAGAACAUGAAAUGCCUUGAAUGCGGUCAAGUAAUGGAGACAUUCAUCAGUUUUCGUUGGAACAAAAGUUUAACCACCAACACACAAAAUUCAUCUGCCGACUUUGUCAGGAUCAAACCAAGGAAUUUUAAUGCUUGUUAUCCUUCUUACCCUCGUUACCCUGCUUAUCCUGCUUAUCCUGCUUAUCCUCGUUAUCCUUGA
Molecule: messenger RNA, 1731 nt
Organism: Ziziphus jujuba (common jujube)
Lineage: Eukaryota; Viridiplantae; Streptophyta; Magnoliopsida; Rosales; Rhamnaceae
Product: protein SIEVE ELEMENT OCCLUSION B
Exons: 4
Coding region: 1-1731 (576 amino acids)
Biological process (GO): phloem development
Source: RefSeq, a predicted model, not a curated record